UGACAAACAAAAUAGCCUUCCCACAAAAUUGUGUAGGCAUUUUGUUUUUGUUUUUUGUGUACAAGUCUCCCUGAAAUUUGCCGAGACAAAGUGAGGAGAAAGGCAAUGGACGUGCAAGCAUCUAUCUACCUUUUCUUUUCUUUUCUUUCUUUCCGUUCAUUUUACUCUGUUUGUACAAUUUUAUCCAAGGAUACAAGAACGUCAAACGUGUGUGCAUUGGCAGAGCGAGAAGGGGAGGUGAAUCGAAAAUGUCGAAGCAAUUCAAGCUCAAUCUCACCUCACACCCAAAUUUCUGCCCGUCAACGGCAAUCCACUUCUCUCUACCCCCCUCUCUUCUUUCUUCUUGCUUUCGUCUCCCUGCACCUUUGUCCUGUUGCCUCUCCUCCUCAACAACCCUUCCGAGGCACACCUCAGAAGGACAAUUUUUAAAAACAAAAUACAAACUUUACAUUUACGCAGGGGUUGUUAUUUUUAUAUUGUACGAACGAAGAAGGAAUUAUCAUGUUUCGUUUCUUUUCUGCAGAUUAAAUUAGUUAUUUAUUCGUUGUUUAAAACAUAUACACAGAGAGGGGGUUGUAGCUGUGUGUAUAUUUUCCGUAUAUCAGAUUUCUUUGAUUGAAGGAGGCUCAGAAUGGCCGCGAUUGAUGUGAGGUUAUUGAUUGUGGCUGUCCUAGUGAUGGUGGCGGAUGGGAAUUUGGUGUUCAAGGUGAAGCAUAAGUACGGUGGGCGUGCCAGCUCCGUAUUGACAGAGCUUAAGACUCAUGAUUCCCGUCGCCAUGGACGAAUGCUGUCUUCCGUUGACUUCCAAUUGGGCGGAAAUGGCCAGCCCACUGAUGCCGCGCUGUACUAUACAAAGCUUUCAAUUGGGACUCCUUCACAUGACUAUCAUGUCCAGGUUGAUACUGGAAGUGACAUCCUGUGGGUGAAUUGUGCUGGCUGUGACAAGUGUCCUAAAAAGAGCAACCUUGGGAUAGAGUUGAAGCUUUAUGAUGUAAAGGCCUCUUCGACAGCACAGGCUGUUACUUGUGACCAACAGCUUUGCACAACUAUGUUCAAUGCCCCAUAUACUGAUUGCAAGGUUGGAAUGUCUUGUGAAUAUCAAGUUACUUAUGGGGAUGGAAGUGCCACUGCAGGAUACUUUAUUCGAGAUGAUGUUCAUUUUGAUCAAAUAACCGGAAACCUUCAAACCUCAUCCAUGAAUGGGCCAAUAGGAUUUGGGUGCUCAGCCAAACAGUCUGGAGAGCUAGGUACAUCUACAGCAGCAGUUGACGGGAUAAUUGGGUUUGGACAAGCAAACUCAUCCGUCAUUUCACAGCUAGCGGCAUCUGGGAAGGUGAAAAAGAUAUUCUCACAUUGCUUGGAUAAUAAAAAUGGGGGUGGCAUCUUUGCUAUUGGACAAAUAGUUGAACCCAAAGUAAAUUCAACACCACUUGUUCAAAAUGAGCCACACUAUAAUGUCGUCAUGGAACAAAUGGAGGUGGGUGGUGAUGUUCUAGACAUUAGGACAUCUUUCUUUGACUCCGGAGUUAGAGAUAUGAUAAUUGAUAGUGGUACGACGUUGGCUUAUCUUCCAGAUUCAAUCUUUAAGCCUCUCAUGAACAAGUUGAUGGAAAAACAAAGUGAUCUGAACAUUCAUACAGUUGAAGGGUUCAAAUGCAUCAACUACAAUCGGAAUGUUGAUGAUGGGUUCCCUGUUGUUACUUUCACUUUCAAGGGUUCACUUAAGUUGACAGUUUAUCCACAUGAUUACCUUUUCCCAGUUCACGGAAAUGGAUUCUGAACCCUUAAGUUGACAGUUUAUCCACAUGAUUACCUUUUCCCAGUUCACGAUAAUGAAUAUUGUAUCGGCUGGCAAAGCAGUGGAAUGCAGACAAGAGAUGGGAAGGAAAUGACCCUUUUGGGAGAUCUUGUACUUUCUGGCAAGUUAGUUGUAUAUGAUCUUGAGAACCAGACUAUUGGCAUGACUGAAUAUAACUGUUCGUCAAGCAUCAAAGUGAAAGAGGAAAGCUCUGGAAAUGCAUAUAGUGUGGGUGCCCAUGAUAUUUCAGUUAGUAAUUCUGGCCGGAUGAACACUGGAAAUUCCUAUAUACUCUUUCUCUUAAUAUCCUUCUUGUGCAGUUUCAUCAACUAAGAUGUCACAGACCACCACACUAUUCACAAGUAUCCGUACGAUGAUGAUAUGUAUGUAAAUAAUACACACAUUGAGGUGCAGUAAGAGUGAAGUGUGUUAUGUUCUCCGGUGUGCUUUAUUAUAUACGGUACUCAACAAGGGGAAAUCAAAGUUUUGUGAAAUGUGUUUAGUUAAUGGCUGCUACAAACUAUAUACGUAGGAAUAACAUACACAUUCUUUCUCUCUGCCUCUGUUUUGGCCAAAUUCUUGUGUGAUAUAUUAAUCCCGUGAUUAAAAAAAUAUGUCAAAUUAUCCUGUGCUAUAAUU
Molecule: messenger RNA, 2437 nt
Organism: Cuscuta europaea
Lineage: Eukaryota; Viridiplantae; Streptophyta; Magnoliopsida; Solanales; Convolvulaceae
Source: the annotation of a GenBank genome assembly